Molecule: messenger RNA, 1489 nt
Organism: Aplysia californica (California sea hare)
Lineage: Eukaryota; Metazoa; Mollusca; Gastropoda; Aplysiida; Aplysiidae
Source: RefSeq, a predicted model, not a curated record
UGAAACGGUCUAGUACCGACUAUCGAUGUUUGGACUAAUGAAUAUGAAUAAAAGCCAAGUGUUAUAAGUAUGAGGGGGAAGUUUUACAAGUUGUCCAUUCAGUGACACUAUCAUGUUACCAGCCGCUAAAUGUUUUUGUCUCCUAUGUAGUGUUUUGAUUAACCUUGAGUUUAGUGAAGCUACCGAGACGAAAAGUUCUCUCUUCAAACUGUGGUAUGGUUACAUACUUGAUAUACCCACAGGGAGCACCACGGAAGUAGGUGGUAUGACAGUAUCCAUGUGUGUCUUUCACUGUCUCGGCGACAGCCACUGCAGAGCACAAGCAGGAAACUUCUUGUCUGUGUACGACGCGUGGACCAACGAUGACCUCAAGCAUGGUUUUCCCUGGAAGUCUGACGUACCUAUAGGAUGUACCCAGUUCAAGACUGAUCUGCCGUGUGAGCAGACCUUCAGGAGCGCCAUUUUGAGCGAAUGGGAGGACAGGAAUAUCUCAGAGGUAAAAGUUGUGCUGUACAAGGACGGAGUGCAGCAGCACUACAUCAUAUUCAACGGCUCCUCCACCAACAUGACCGGCUGGUUUUCUCCACACGGGAUCCUCAGCACUACCUGGAAUAACCCCCAGGAUGCGGAUUUCUUCUCUCUGGAAGGCACUGAGAUCUAUCUAGGCUACAUACGUCGGUUCCAGAUGUACGGUCCUCACGACGGCUGUCCCACUGACUAUGGCUGGAUGGUGGUGGUGGACGCUCCAAUGGAUGAUUGUUCCCAAUAUCUUUCCGUGACCCCGACCUGGCCACGGUUUAUGUAUUCUGUAGAUGCAGGCCCUGUCACGUGGUCGGUGGCGGGCAGUGCAGUGGGCUACGCAGACAUUCUUGCUGUGUUUGUGAAAUUUUCGUGAACUCAUCAUCAAAGAGUGCCAGGUCUAAAACAGACAUUGGAGGUCCAUUUAUUCUCCUUACACUUAUUUGUUCGGAUGUUUAAAAAAAACAACAACUAUAUUUGAAUUUCUCUUCAACUAGCAGAACUCUAAAAUGCUGCCAACUGCUCACAUCAAUGCAGACAUUUUAGCGGUAGGCAGAAUAGACGAAAAUAUUAUCAUUAUAAUCUUGUCUUCACUGCUUCCACCCUAGCCCUGAAAUUCAAGUGAAUCAAACAUACUGGAAAAUGAAAAACUGAGUAAGUUAAUAUUCUAUUGAGAGGAAAAUAAUGUGAGAAAAUAACAGUUUACGAAUUAAUACAUUAGGAGGUAUUCUCAAAAGACUAUUGCCAAAGCCGUGUUAAAUAUCGCAACAGAAUACUUUUUACCUCAGGAAAUGGACAAUAAUAGGUAUUGGCCAAAUGUCACAAAUUACUUAAGAAACGCCAGUCGCGUAGAAAAAGGCAGAUACUACGGUCUCAAUGUCCCAUGGAGCUUUAUCUUUCAUAGAAGAUGUUCUGCGUCAGUUUUGUGUCAUAUGCACGUUGUCAUUAAAUUGAGUGGUCACAAAGGUGA